Molecule: messenger RNA, 2462 nt
Organism: Aquila chrysaetos chrysaetos
Lineage: Eukaryota; Metazoa; Chordata; Aves; Accipitriformes; Accipitridae
Gene: SLC13A4
Product: solute carrier family 13 member 4
Exons: 16
Coding region: 32-1933 (633 amino acids)
Biological process (GO): monoatomic anion transmembrane transport
Cellular component (GO): membrane
Molecular function (GO): transmembrane transporter activity
Source: RefSeq, a predicted model, not a curated record
GGAGAAGAAAGCCACCAGAAAGUAAAAGAGCAUGGCAAUGAUGAAGGAGAUUCUCCGAUCCAGAAACCUCUUGCUUGUUGUUCUCAUUCCACUUCUGCUGCUUCCUCUGCCACUCUUAUACCCCAGCAGCGAAGCCUCCUGUGCCUACGUGCUGAUCGUGACGGCUGUAUACUGGGUCUCUGAAGCCGUACCUCUUGGUGCAGCAGCCUUAGUUCCUGCUUUCCUAUACCCACUUUUUGGAGUCAUGAAGUCCAGUGAGGUGGCUGCCGAAUAUUUCAAGAACACAACUUUGCUCCUCAUGGGCGUGAUUUGUGUGGCAGCUUCUGUAGAAAAGUGGAAUCUCCACAAGCGAAUCGCCCUGCGCAUGGUCAUGAUGGCUGGAGCAAAGCCAGGCAUGUUGCUUCUUUGCUUUAUGUGUUGCACCACGGUGCUCUCCAUGUGGCUUUCCAACACAUCCACCACAGCCAUGGUGAUGCCAAUCGUGGAGGCAGUGCUCCAGGAGCUAGUGAAUGCUGAGGAGGAGCGCGAGGUCAUCAGUACUGCAGGCAGCACCAUUAUUGAAGAAAACGAGCCAAUAGGUCUCAGCGAAAAGCAUGGCCAACCUUCACUGGAGCUUAUCUUCAUCAAUGAGGAUGCUACUACUACUGACUUCAGCUCCUUGAUGCACUCAAAGAGUAUGAAUGGUGUGCACAUGAUAGCCAAUCCUAUUGGAACAAUGAAUUCUAAGAGCAAUGGGCAGCACCUACCUCAGGCUCAGAUACUGGUCCUGCCUCCUAAGCCCUCAGAACUGGGUCUGAGCACUAAGUACCGGUAUCAGACCAGACAUGACCACAUGGUCUGUAAAUGCCUCUCACUGAGCAUCUCCUACGCGGCAACCAUUGGAGGACUGACAACCAUCAUAGGGACCUCCACUAGCCUCAUAUUCUUAGAGCACUUCAACAACCACUACCCAAAUGCUGAAGUGGUGAAUUUUGGGACCUGGUUUUUGUUCAGUUUCCCCAUCUCCCUCAUCAUGUUGGUCCUGACUUGGUUCUGGAUGCAUUGGCUGUUCUUGGGUUGCAAUUUUAGAGAGACCUGUUCUGUGAGCAAGAAGAAGAAGACCAAACGGGAAGAAAUGUCAGAGAGAAGAAUUCAAGAAGAAUAUAAGAAACUGGGAAAUGUUAGCUAUCCUGAGAUGGUGACUGGAUUUUUCUUCAUUCUGAUGACCUUGCUUUGGUUUACUCGUGAGCCUGGCUUUGUACCAGGGUGGUCAUCUUUUUUUGAGAAGAAAGGUUACCGGACUGAUGCCACCGUCUCUGUAUUUCUUGGUUUUCUCCUUUUCCUGAUUCCAGCAAAAAAGCCAUGUUUCGGAAAAAGAGAAAAAGGAGAUGGUGAAAAGUCAACAGAUAUUAACACACUGGAUCCCAUCAUUACCUGGAAGGACUUCCAGAAGACCAUGCCCUGGGAGAUUGUAGUGUUGGUUGGAGGAGGUUAUGCCUUAGCAGCUGGGUGCAAGACCUCUGGCCUCUCUACAUGGAUUGGACGCCAAAUGCUCUCCCUGAGCAGCCUUCCCUACUGGGCUGUAACUCUGCUGGCUUGCAUUUUGGUGUCCCUGGUAACAGAGUUUGUUAGUAAUCCAGCAACCAUAACCAUCUUUCUGCCUAUUUUAUGCAGCAUGUCAGAAACCCUGCUUAUCAACCCUUUAUACACCCUGAUUCCUGUCACCAUGUGUAUCUCAUUUGCGGUGAUGCUGCCAGUGGGUAAUCCUCCAAAUGCCAUUGUCUUCAGUUAUGGGCACUGCCAGAUUAAAGAUAUGGUGAAGGCUGGCCUGGGUGUAAAUCUGAUUGGCCUGGCUGUUGUCAUGGUGGCAAUCAACACUUGGGGAAUUAGACUCUUCCAGCUGAAUAGUUUUCCCGAAUGGGCAGUGGUCAGCAACGUCACUAGCCAAACAUAAUCUCCAAUGAAAAGAAAAAAGAAAAAAAAAGAAAAAAGUGCAAGACCAAAGCAAGUUGGGAGAAAAUAUUAAACAUACAUUGCACAUACAAAAGAAAGGAAAAAACUUGUGCAUACAUAGAACCAGGAUGAUAGCAAAACCAUGAAGAAAAUCUACAGGGAGAUCUUCUGCGUAAGCUUUUCAGUUCUGAAAAGCAGCGUGAGUUAAAAGGAGAGAUUAGCUUUGCUCCUCUAUUGCUGCUUUCACUGUGAUACCAUAACUCUGAAAAAAACCUCUCCUCCAAAUUCUCUGCCUAUGGGUUUUUCAUGCCCUAGAACAAUUACGUAGGACUUGUAAAACAGGGGAUAUAGGACUCCAGUGACAGAAGACAAGUAUACAUACACUGGUGUACUCAGUAGUAGGAUAUUCAGUCCUACCAUUGACUCCUACAGUGAAUGAAGGGUGAGUCAUUCCCAAACCCAGUUUUAUAAGCCUAAUCCUUUUAAAGGCAAAUUAGUAUUCUUCUUUUGAGGUGACUCACCACUGUGUU